CGCGGCGAACAUGGCAGGGGAGUGGUGCUGAGCUUCGCUCCGCCGCCCGGUUCCACUUCCCCCAUUCCCUCCACUCUCCUCCCGCAACCUGCACUUGUUGGCCGCCUUCCGCCAGGGGAGCGCGGGUUAUCCCUGCUCGCCCCACAUCCGUGAGGAGAGGGCAGUGCCGGCGCCUCCGCGGAGGCGUGUGUGAUGGUGCAGGCAUGGCGGGGCAGCCGGCGGCCGCGGCACUGCUGAGGCAGGGGGCGGCUGGUCCCGGCCCCGGCGGCGGCAGCAGCAGCAGCAGCCGCAGCCAGUGGGGGCUGCCUCUGUCUCCCGCCAACCCGGCGGCCGCCUCCUCCCGCCCCAGCUGGCGGUGAGGGAAGGAGGGAGAGUCGCUGUGCCGUGCCGCCUCGCCCCCCGCCGCCGCCGCCAUGCUACCCGGGGUGGGGGUGUUCGGCACCGGCCUGACGGCGCGGGUGAUCGUGCCGCUGCUGAAAGCGGAGGGCUUCGCCGUGAAGGCGCUGUGGGGCCGCACGCCCGAGGAGGCGGAGGAGCUGGCCAAGGAGAUGAGCGUCCCCUUCUACACCAGCCGCAUCGACGAGGUGCUCCUGCACCAGGACGUCGACCUGGUCUGCGUCAACUUACCGCCGCCGCUCACCCGGCAGGUCGCCGUCAAGACCCUGGGCAUUGGAAAAAAUGUCAUCUGUGACCGAACAGCUACUCCCCUGGAUGCCUUUAGGAUGAUGACUGCGGCUCAUUAUUACCCAAAGCUCAUGAGCAUCAUGGGGAACGUUUUGCGCUUCCUGCCUGCUUUUGUGAAGAUGAAGCAGCUGAUCCAGGAGGGUUAUGUAGGGGAGCUGCUGGUGUGUGAGGUCCAGGUUCACAGUGGAAGCCUGCUAGGCAAGAAGUACAACUGGAGCUGUGAUGACCUGAUGGGAGGUGGGGGCUUGCACUCAGUUGGUACCUACAUCAUCGACCUCCUGACUUUCCUCACCAGCCAGAAGGCUGUGAAAGUACAUGGGUUGCUCAAGACCUUUGUGAAGCAGACAGACCACAUCAAGGGGAUACGGCAGAUCACCAGCGAUGACUUCUGUACGUUUCAGAUGGUCUUGGAAGGUGGCGUGUGCUGCACGGUGACGCUCAACUUCAACAUCCCUGGGGAGUUCAAACAAGACAUUAUUGUUGUGGGCUCAGCAGGACGGCUGAUUGUAAUAGGCACUGAUCUCUACGGACAGAGCAACAGCUCUCCUCAGCGAGAGCUCCUGCUAAAGGACUCCACGCCAGUAAGCAACUCCUUACUGCCAGAGAAAGCCUUCAGUGACAUCCCAUCCCCUUACCUCCGGGGCACCAUUAAGAUGGUUCAAGCUGUCCGGCAGGCUUUCGAGGACCAGGAUGACAGGAGGACCUGGGACGGGAGGCCCCUUACGAUGGCUGCCACUUUUGAUGACUGUCUCUAUGCCCUGUGUGUGGUGGACACCAUUAAAAAGUCAAACCAGCUGGGAGAGUGGCAGAACAUUUCAAUCAUGACGGAGGAGCCAGAACUGAGCCCAGCAUACUUAAUCAGCGAAGCCAUGCGGAAGAGCAGGAUGUCUCUGUACUGCUAGCUCUUUUCAGCUCCUAGGCAAGCAUAGGAACUGGACAGCGCUUGAAAGAAGUGGUAAUUCAGCUCCUGUGAAGGGCUUGGGCAUUUUAGAAACAGUUGAGGAUACAGGAGAAGGAAAUACAGUGUUUGGAUCAAGUAAAUCUGUUGGUGGCUAACAAAGUGUCCUCAGAAAUGCCUCAAACAGAUAGACUUAAGAGCUGACAAAACUGUUUUAAUAACAGUAUUAGCUGGCUGAUUGGUAAGAUGUAUCAUGGACUCAUCUCCUGCUUGCAGGUGCUUUAGAUUAUCCAAUUGUAUUUACUGUGAAAGGCUGGGAAGAUCCUUUUAGAUUUUCCUGACCUACCAGAGGGCUGUGAAGGUACUGUCAUGUCAUUCAAUUUUCUGUACUGUCUGACAUGAAUGGUUCCUGCUGUAACAGCUGACACCCCAGUGCUGUAGUAUUACACCUCUAACCAACACGCAGAGUAAUAGCAUUUGGUGUGAAAGUGUUGUGUGAUAAGGAAAAUCUUGGCAGCUCCCUUUUCAUAUAGCUUGUUAGGAGCUUCUCCGUGUUGGUUUAGCCAGUUGUUCUUUGGGUUUGUUUUAUUUCAAAGCACAACCUAGUAGGAAAGUGUAUGUCUUUCAAAACAAAGUGGUUCUCAUCCACAGUGUGUAUGCAGGGAGGGUCUUCCCUCAGCUCCUGGUAAGCUUCAGUGUUAACUGCACAGAUUUGUUGACUAAAAUGGGUUGUGCAGAACCUUUGUGGAUGGCAAGUGGCAUGACACAGUAGUGAUGGUGAGGUUUAUUCUACAGCUGAACUCAGGCGAUUCAUAUGAAGGUUUACAUGUGAUUUCCUGUGUCUGGGACUAACUUUUGAAUGAAUUCAUCAUGUGCAUUUUGGUUCGGUGGAAAUCAGUAGAAAUUCAACCCAAAACAUGAUGCUUCGAGGGGUGGUGUUCUUUAAAACCUUUGUGAACUCACACGAGAUGCACAGCUUAAUUUCAUAUAACUCAACCCAGAAGUUUUCCCCUCCACCAAGAUGCGAUUGUGAGUGAAAACCAAAAGUGAUGAGAAGAUUUCCCAUCCAUUUCCAGGAUCAGAAAUUACCUAGGAACCCCAUCUCUUCACCUUAAAGUGACCAACUACUGAUACUGGGGUAAUUGUUCCCUGACGUUAGUGCAGGGGUGGGUAAACUCUUUUGAUAUGUUUGUCCUGUCCUUUUUAAUACUUUAGAUUGCAGUCUCGAAAUAAUCUUUUGCAUGUGAAUUAUCUGAGGACACAGAGAUCCUGCAUAAAGCUGCUCCAGUGCUUGUGUGUUUACAGUGCUAGGUCCUCAGAUAGGAAGAAAAAUGGAAGUAAGCAAACAGCACUAAAUUAUAUUAAACUUGAGAAAAACCCUUCCAGGGUGUUUUGCUAAUGUUGACUAGGAUGUAGAAGAGAACGUUUGGUUGAACUGUAAGUGAAAAGAGAAAAUAUGACCCUCUUUCUCAAGGCCAUCACAUUAGUGUUGCCAUUUUAGGUUAGAAAGAGAAAUGUCAAAAUAAUUAGAUAUCUCUAAAAAGCACUUAAGAGUUUUGCUAUUUUUAGGAGCACUAAGGGCUUCUCUAGGGCUUCUACAAAUUACUCCCUCUGAUUGCUGUGUGCUCCUGCCUGUCCUGUGUCCCAUUUUAGAGCUUCGUUUCUGUUGAGCUUGAGGGCAUCAAUAGUGUAGUUCUUCUCAUCUGACCUCAGCCAGCUGAAACUCGAGUGUCUUGUCCAGAUCAGCUGUGCAAGGACACAGUAGUCAAUACAGAGAGUGCUCUCCAAAGGCUGACUCAGUUCAUCCCACAAUUAAGGAGGUACCCACUGGAAAUUCCUGCCCUCCUCUUUCACAGAGGAUCUUGGCUUCUGCAUUUUUAGGUGGCUAAAGUUAGAAAACUCCCCACCCCAAAAUAAUU
Molecule: messenger RNA, 3501 nt
Organism: Pogoniulus pusillus (Red-fronted tinkerbird)
Lineage: Eukaryota; Metazoa; Chordata; Aves; Piciformes; Lybiidae
Gene: GFOD1
Product: Gfo/Idh/MocA-like oxidoreductase domain containing 1
Exons: 2
Coding region: 414-1586 (390 amino acids)
Molecular function (GO): nucleotide binding
Source: RefSeq, a predicted model, not a curated record